AUGCUUGCUGGAGGGAAAUGGUUGGUACUGCUGUCAGCAGCUUUUGUGGCUCUGGCAAGUGUAAAUGUUGCAGUUCAGCGGCGGACAGAUGCCGCGCUACCCGAGUUCCAUAGCAACAUCGCCAAACGAGCAACCUCGCUAGGGCUGCUGAACAUGCAGUCUUUUUACGAAGUUGUUCUGUCCAUUGGCACUCCUCCUCAAGACAUAGCGUUUACACUGGAUACGGGGUCUUCUGAUCUCUGGGUCAUGUCGUCGUCCAAUCCCUACUGCUCCACCAGCGACCCCAACGCGCCCAACUGCAGUUCGAACUUUGUGUACAACUACAAUGCUUCUUCUACCUUCGAGAUGAACAGGACUGCUCACUUUACUAUCGUCUAUGGUGAUACUACGUUUGCAGAUGGCUUCUACGCUCACGAUACGAUCAGACUGGGCAAUCUGACUGCCACCAAUGCUAUGUUUGCUCUGGCUCUGGAGUCGAACUCGACUGAGGCCGUCUUUGGAAUUGGCCCUGUCUACGGCGAGGUGUAUGCCACAUAUCUCCCCCAGGGAGGCACUCCUAGUCCUACCUACGCCAACAUUCCCGCCCAGCUCAAGGCUCAAGGUCAGAUCCAGCGCAUUGCCUACUCUAUUUGGCUAAACGAUCCAUAUGCUGGCCAAGGCAGUCUUCUCAUGGGUGGUGUUGACCACGACAAGUACACUGGGGACCUUUCCAUCGUACCCCUUAUCAGCGGUUCAGAUAACUUCACUUUUCCACGACAUCCAUUCAUUAUGCUUCACGGCGUUUCCGCCUACAAAGGCAGUGAAGCCGGUAGAGUCGCCGAGAUGUCCGUCCCUGUUCUCUUAGACUCAGGAACCUCCCUCGUAUAUCUCCCGAGUUCCCUGGUUGAUUCUAUCGCCAAGGCCACUGAUGGCAAGUACAACGAGACCCUAGGCACUUACACGGCCCUAUGCUCUGAGAUCCCUCUGGAUGGUUUCAUCUUCAAUUUUAGCGGCACGCCAAUCAAGUUCCCGCUGGAUCAGGUUUACGCCCCUCUUAUUGAUGAUAAUAACAACAUUGUCACUGACUCGCACGGAAAAAUUCUGUGCCAACUCCAAGUGAUCGCUGACGAGCCCCCGUGGAUCCUUGGUGAUAACUUUUUGCAGGGACUGUAUGCGGCAUUUGACUACGAGUCUUUUCAGGCGGGUCUUGGUCAGGCCAUUUUCAACGCAACGGAUUCAAAUAUUGAGGAAAUUGUGACGGGAAUACCUGGCAGCUCCGCAGAGUUGUACUCUGCCACUUCUUCCCAAAACGUUACUACAUUUGAACUGGAUCUGACCCAGGCAACUAGUAGUCAAACUACUCUUGAUAGUUCAGCAAGCUCAGAAACUAGCCAGUCGAGUUCUGUUGAAACAACAGCUCAAGGCGGCACCUUGACACCCACCACCAUGGGUUCAGCUCUUCCCACUGGGACACUUUUAACCGCUGGCGGUACAGCAUCUAGAAGCACUCAUAAGAAUGACGCUAUAAUACCUGGUGCUUCCUUGCUAGCAUUGGUCGCAGCAGUGAUGUGUGUAUUGUGA
Messenger RNA from Wickerhamiella sorbophila, 1560 nucleotides. Its product is annotated as Aspartic proteinase yapsin-3. Gene Ontology annotation, molecular function: aspartic-type endopeptidase activity. Lineage: Eukaryota; Fungi; Ascomycota; Dipodascomycetes; Dipodascales; Trichomonascaceae. Gene Ontology annotation, biological process: proteolysis. The transcript has a single exon. The record is from RefSeq and is a predicted model, not a curated record. The coding region runs from base 1 to 1560 and encodes 519 amino acids.